Prunus avium (sweet cherry) is the source of this 2377-nucleotide messenger RNA. Its product is annotated as heat shock 70 kDa protein 1. NCBI's taxonomy places the organism in Eukaryota, Viridiplantae, Streptophyta, Magnoliopsida, Rosales, Rosaceae. Gene Ontology annotation, molecular function: ATP-dependent protein folding chaperone; ATP binding. The record is from RefSeq and is a predicted model, not a curated record.
CCGUUGCUCCCUACAUCCCACGGCUCCAAAACUCUAGGGUUAUAGAACGUUCUGGAAUUCUAACGCUCCCAACGCUAUAUAAACCCCUCCGAUACUCGGCCUCUCAUCACUUAACAAACCCUAGCAGCUAGUAGUUUUUCAUCCUCUUCUUUUUGAUUUAUUUUCGUUGAUAUAUUCGUCGACGAAAACCUAGAAUAUACAAUGGCCGGCAAAGGAGAGGGACCAGCCAUCGGUAUCGAUCUCGGCACCACCUACUCCUGCGUUGGUGUAUGGCAACACGACCGUGUUGAGAUCAUCGCCAAUGACCAGGGAAACAGAACGACGCCGUCUUAUGUCGCUUUCACAGACACCGAGCGUUUGAUCGGUGAUGCUGCUAAGAACCAGGUCGCCAUGAACCCCAUUAACACCGUAUUCGAUGCUAAGAGGUUGAUUGGUCGUAGAUUUUCUGAUGCAUCUGUCCAGAGUGACAUGAAAUUGUGGCCAUUCAAGGUCACCCCUGGACCUGGUGACAAGCCCAUGAUCGGUGUCUCUUACAAGGGAGAAGACAAGGUCUUCGCUGCUGAGGAGAUCUCCUCCAUGGUCCUUAUCAAGAUGCGUGAGAUUGCUGAGGCUUACCUAGGCAGCACAAUCAAGAACGCCGUGGUCACAGUCCCUGCCUAUUUCAACGACUCUCAGAGACAGGCCACCAAGGAUGCCGGUGUCAUUGCUGGAAUCAAUGUCCUCCGUAUCAUCAACGAGCCCACAGCAGCUGCCAUUGCCUAUGGUCUUGACAAGAAGGCCACCAGUGUUGGUGAGAAGAAUGUCUUGAUCUUUGACCUUGGAGGCGGUACUUUUGAUGUGUCUCUUCUCACCAUUGAGGAGGGUAUCUUUGAGGUCAAGGCCACAGCCGGAGACACCCAUUUGGGAGGUGAAGAUUUUGACAACAGAAUGGUGAACCACUUUGUUCAGGAGUUCAAGAGGAAAAACAAGAAGGACAUCAGCGGCAACCCAAGAGCCCUCAGGAGGUUGAGGACUUCAUGUGAAAGGGCGAAGAGAACCCUCUCAUCCACUGCCCAAACCACCAUUGAAAUUGACUCUUUGUAUGAGGGUAUUGAUUUCUACUCCACCAUCACCCGUGCCAGAUUCGAGGAGCUCAACAUGGACCUUUUCAGAAAGUGUAUGGAGCCCGUCGAGAAGUGUUUGAGAGAUGCCAAGAUGGACAAGAGCACAGUCCAUGAUGUCGUGCUUGUUGGUGGAUCAACCAGAAUUCCCAAGGUGCAGCAGCUUCUUCAGGACUUCUUCAACGGCAAGGAGCUUUGCAAGAGCAUCAACCCCGAUGAGGCUGUCGCCUACGGUGCCGCAGUCCAGGCUGCCAUUCUCAGCGGUGAGGGCAACGAGAAGGUCCAGGACCUUCUUCUAUUGGAUGUCACCCCACUAUCUCAAGGUUUGGAAACUGCCGGAGGUGUCAUGACUGUUUUGAUCCCCAGAAACACAACCAUCCCCACCAAGAAGGAACAGGUCUUCUCAACAUACUCCGACAACCAGCCCGGUGUGUUGAUCCAGGUCUAUGAAGGAGAAAGAACCAGAACCAGGGACAACAACUUGCUCGGAAAAUUCGAGCUUUCCGGCAUCCCACCUGCACCCAGAGGCGUCCCCCAAAUCACUGUUUGCUUCGACAUUGAUGCCAACGGUAUUUUGAACGUGUCGGCCGAGGACAAGACCACCGGACAGAAGAACAAGAUCACAAUCACCAACGACAAGGGCAGGCUCUCAAAGGAGGAUAUUGAGAAGAUGGUCCAGGAGGCAGAGAAGUACAAGUCUGAGGAUGAAGAGCACAAGAAGAAGGUUGAGGCCAAGAACGCCUUGGAGAACUAUGCCUACAACAUGAGGAACACCAUCAAGGACGAGAAGAUUGGGGCCAAGCUGCCGCCAGCAGACAAGAAGAAGAUCGAGGACUCGAUCGAAACUGCCAUCCAGUGGCUAGACACCAACCAGCUCGCAGAGGCCGAUGAGUUCGAAGACAAGAUGAAGGAGUUGGAGAGCAUCUGCAACCCAAUCAUCGCCAAGAUGUACCAGGGUGCUGGUGCUGACGGUGCUGGCCCUGUUGAUGAUGAAGCUCCAGCUGGUGCAAGCGGCCCUGGACCCAAGAUUGAGGAAGUCGACUAAAUUUCUGCUAUGGUUUAAUUUAAUUUCGGAAUUUUAGGUGUUUUUGAACUUAAUAUUUUUAUGCUUUUUUCAUAUUUUUGCCUUGGAAGUUAUUUAUCAAGGCCUUUUUUAAGUUUCUUUUUAAAUUUGCGGAACCUAUAGGCACCGUGGUAUUUUUUCCUGGAUCUCUUUGCACCGGGGCCUUGUUAUUUUUUGGAUCAAUUAUAAUUUACAAGUUUACUUUUUAGCCAAA